AUGAGGCCAAAGGUAGAUCCAAAGCGAUGGGCUUCUUCUGUGUGGUUUGAGGGCUCAGUUCCUAAGCAUGCUUUCAAUAUGUGGAUUACACACCUCGACAGAUUGCCAACUCGAUCGAGACUUGCCUGUUGGGGGAUUCCAACCUCAGUAGAUUGCUGUUUCUGUGGAAGGGAAACAGAGACAAUGGACCAUCUAUUUGUUCGGUGCAGAUUCAGCACUCAAAAUCUUGUCCUCCGCUCUUCUGAAAAUUGCUCCAACACCGGUUCAUUUCCAGUCUUGGCCAGAGAUCCUCUCUCGGACAAGUAA
Microthlaspi erraticum is the source of this 306-nucleotide messenger RNA. Lineage: Eukaryota; Viridiplantae; Streptophyta; Magnoliopsida; Brassicales; Brassicaceae. The record is from the annotation of a GenBank genome assembly.